Messenger RNA from Gossypium arboreum, 1014 nucleotides. RefSeq lists its product as uncharacterized. Lineage: Eukaryota; Viridiplantae; Streptophyta; Magnoliopsida; Malvales; Malvaceae. The record is from RefSeq and is a predicted model, not a curated record. The transcript is spliced from 3 exons. Bases 1 to 1014 code for a protein of 337 amino acids.
AUGGUGUAUACGGUGAGACACCGCGAGGAGAGUGAUGAUGCUGAUGUCAUUGUAGGUACCUUCUUUAUUCAUUCUAUUAUGUAUUAUGCUCACAUUGAUAUUAGCUCUACUCACUUGUACAUAGCUAGUGUUGUUUUUGCAAGUCUGGGUUUAACUAUUGAAAAUACUGCUAGAGAGUUUCCUGUGAUUAGUCUUUUGGGUCAGUCAAUUCGAGUUAAUAGAGUAUAUAGGUGGAUUAACCUAGAGCUUCAGGGUUUGGUAUUUCCAGUUGAUCUAAUGGAAUUACCCUUUAAUGAGUUUGAUUUAAUUUUGCGAAUAGAUUGGUUCGUUGAGUAUCGGGUCAAUCUAGACUGUGCAACCAAGAGGGUUACUUUGAGAUCGAAUAAGAAUGACGAGGUGGUCAUGAUUGGUGAGCGUUAUGAUUACCUCUCUAACGUAAUCUCCACUCUUAUAGCAGAUAAGUUAGUCCGAAUGGGGUACGAGACAUACAUUGCUUACGUAUCUGAUUCUGCUACCAAAAAGCUUUCAGUAGGAGAUAUACGUAUCGUGAGGGAAUUCCCAGACGUCUUUCCUGAAGAAUUGUCUAGAGUACCUCUGGAUAGAGAGGUGGAGUUUGGAAUUGAUCUAUUGCCAGGUAUGGCUCUAGUGUCUAUUGCACCCUAUUGCAGGGCACCGAAAGAGCUGACCAAAUUAAAGGCGCAACUUGAGGAACUCCUUGAUAGAGAAUUUAUUCGACCGAGUGUGUCUCCGUGGGGGGCAUCGAAAGUCACCUUUCUGGGUCAUGUGGUGACGAUAGAAGGGAUCCAAGUUGAUCCUAAGAAAAUAGAAGCUAUUGUCGAGUGGAAACAGCCAAAAAAUGUAACAAUUGAUUUUGCUACGGGGUUGUCUUUAACUCCUGCUAAAAAGGAUUCAGUUUGGGUCAUUGUUGAUUGGUUGACCAAAUCGGCUAAUUUCAUUCCUAUCCGGGCGGAUUACUCUUUGCAGAAGUUAGAUUGUACAUUGCCAAAAUUAUGA